AGUUGCAUUUUUGUGUGCAGUGGAAACGGUCGUUCAAAAGCCAUGCUUCCCGGCCUGCUCGUACUGGCGGUGAUCUUGUGCACCGUAACACUGUCCUGGUACUGGAAGCAAAGGUUACGGUGGGCCGAUCGACUCCCGCGUGCCCGUCCCGCGCAUCGGUGGUUAGGCAAUUUGGGCGAUUUUCUCGGGAAAAGCCCGGGUGAAGUGUUUCUGGUGCUGGAUCAGUACUUUCGGCAGCAUGAUCGUUUGUUUACGCUACGCUUUGGAUCAAAGAUUGCGAUCGGGAUUACCCAUCCGGAGCUGGUGCAGACCGUGCUAACGCAUCCCGACUGCCAGGCGAAACCAGAUCUAUACAAAGUGGUACGGUUGCCGAAUGGACUGUUAGCGGCCAAAUAUGAUGUGUGGAAAGCUCAUCGGAAAACGCUCAACUCAACGUUCAACGCCCGCAUACUGGAAAGCUUCGUACCAAUCUUCAACGAUUGCACGCAGCGCCUGGUAGGACGAUUGGAUCGCUAUGCCCAGACAGGUGAUCGGUGCAACAUUCUGGAGUACAUCUCGGCCUGUACGCUCGAGAUGAUCAGCCGUACCUCGCUCGGCGGGAAAGUUCUCGAGCGGGACGGUGCUGCCCAAUUCAUAGCAAAUUUAGAGGUCGCACUCAAGACGAUUGGGGUGCGGAUUUUCAACUUUUUCCUGCAUAUUGAUUUCAUCUAUCAGUUUACCGAGCUGUAUCGGAAUGAAAUGCGAGCAAUCAAUAUUUGCCAGCAGUUUACGCGCAAGAUAAUCCAGGAUAAAAGGGAAGAGAUUGCGCACCUUUUCGACGGAACAAACAACCAACCGGAACAGGACCGGGAAUCCCACCACCGAAAGCCCCAGAUUUUUAUCGACCAGUUGAUGAAGAUGCCACUUACCGAUCCGUCUGCACGCCAUUUUUCCGAUGAGGAAAUUUCGGACCACAUCUACACGAUGAUCGUAGCGGGUAAUGAGACGUCCGCAACACAAUUAGCACAUGCCUGUUUGCUGCUUGCGAUGCAUCCCGAAGUGCAGGCCAAAGCGUACGAAGAGGUUAGUGGGUUGGUCUUCUCACCCGAUCAGAAGAUCACGAUCGAGCUGAUGAAAGACCUACACUACGUGGAGUGUGUGCUGAAGGAAGCGAUGCGUCUGAUGCCGGUUGCACCGAUCAUUGGACGGCAAAAUUUGGCCGAGAUUGUGCUGGAUGGACACCGCAUACCGAAGGGCAGUAUGUUUCUGUUCCAUUUCUAUGCACUACACCGGCGCAAGGAUGUGUGGGGACCGACGGCUGGUGAGUUCGAUCCAGAACGUUUCCUCGGUGGUGAUGGCAUUGAUCGACAUCCGUACGCACAUUUGCCAUUUAGCGGUGGUGCUCGAGGUUGUAUCGGGUAUCGGUACGCGAUGAUGAGUUUGAAGACGCUGCUGGCACAGAUUUUACGAAGUUAUGAGUUAACGACGAAUUUGCGCUAUGAGGACAUACGGUACCAGUAUCAAAUUUCGUUGAAUUUGGCCUUUCCACACGAGGUGCAGCUACGGCGGCGGAAUUAG
Anopheles maculipalpis is the source of this 1557-nucleotide messenger RNA. Its product is annotated as cytochrome P450 4c21-like. Gene Ontology annotation, molecular function: heme binding; monooxygenase activity; oxidoreductase activity, acting on paired donors, with incorporation or reduction of molecular oxygen. The record is from RefSeq and is a predicted model, not a curated record. The coding region runs from base 43 to 1557 and encodes 504 amino acids. The transcript is spliced from 5 exons. NCBI's taxonomy places the organism in Eukaryota, Metazoa, Arthropoda, Insecta, Diptera, Culicidae.